AUGGUUACUGAUGAUAGAUAUUCUAUUCAAUGGUAUAUUGUUUGUGAAUCCGGAACUACGCAGAAGAGGUGUGCCUACAAAAUCGUUAGUUGUGAAUCUGGAACUACGCAGAAGAGGUGUGCCUACAAAAUCGUUGUUUGUGAAUCUGGAACUACGCAGAAGAGGUGUGCCUACAAAAUCGUUGUUUGUGAAUCUGGAACUACGCAGAAGAGGUGUGCCUACAAAAUCGUUGUUUGUGAAUCUGGACCUACGCAGAAGAGGUGUGCCUACAAAAUCGUUGUUUGUGAAUCUGGAACUACGCAGAAGAGGUGUGCCUACAAAAUCGUUGUUUGUGAAUCUGGAACUACGCAGAAGAGGUGUGCCUACAAAAUCGUUGUUUGUGAAUCUGGAACUACGCAGAAGAGGUGUGCCUACAAAAUCAUUGUUUGUGAAUCUGGAACUACGCAGAAGAGGUGUGCCUACAAAAUCGUUUGUUGUGAAUUCAGAACUACGCAGAAGAGGUGUGCCUACAAAAUCGUUAGUUGUGAAUCUGGAACUACGCAGAAGAGGUGUGCCUACAAAAUCGUUGUUUGUGAAUCCGGAACUACGCAGAAGAGGUGUGCCUACAAAAUCGAUUGA
This is a messenger RNA of Mytilus californianus (California mussel), 618 nucleotides long. Its product is annotated as axoneme-associated protein mst101(1)-like. NCBI's taxonomy places the organism in Eukaryota, Metazoa, Mollusca, Bivalvia, Mytilida, Mytilidae. The transcript is spliced from 2 exons. The record is from RefSeq and is a predicted model, not a curated record. Bases 1 to 618 code for a protein of 205 amino acids.